GGCAGUCGUCGUGGUGGUUGUGUGCUUUCUUUCAGUUGCCAUUCAAAUUAUGAUCAACCGCGUGAGAUGGAGGACGAUAGUGAUCCUCCUGGUGGGGACGUCGUUGGUGGGCGACUCCUUAGGGAUGCCCCAAGCAACACUCGGAGGGCCCCCUAGCAAGCUCGCCCCCGCGGCCGCCGUGUCCUCAAGUCAGACGGGGCAUCCGUCGAACCUGAAUGUGGCACGGUUCCCCCCAAACUUUGGCGUCGAGAUCGACAGCAGCGAAGCGGUUGAAGGACCAAGCGAUGAAGUUUCUGGAAGAUGGCAGCGAGGAGCCUACCAAGCAAUGACCGGCUACACCCGCGGCAUGAGCCUGGGCGCAGAUUCUCACCAAACCAGCCUGGAGAGUGCCGAAGAGGUUGCGGUCCGGCAGCAAAACCAACAGGCCUCAGCCGGUGCAGGAUACCCUGCAACCAGGCAGACAGGAGGGGAAAGUACCUCAUCGAAGCAACAACAUGGAAGUAGUUCCUCUUCAGUUUCAUCUUCUACCUCUUCUGCUGGUAGAGCACUGUCUGCAGGGCGAUCACUCGCUGCCACGAAUACAAGGAAUGUUCAGUAUCCUCCAGCCCUUCCUGGAGCGAGAUCUCCCAACAGGAAUUUUCAGCGCAGCAUCGAAGGUGCAAGCAUUAAAUCAACCCAACAGACCACCACUCGUGGCAAUGACAACAGAAAUCUCUACAAUAACCAUCGCCAAACUGCACAAAAUACACAACAAAAGUUUUAUACGGUGAUCGACGUCGAUGAUGAUGAUGACAGCACCGAGAAUCAAAAUUCUAGAUUCCAAUCAUUAGGCAGACGAUAUCAUCCUGAAGGAUCACCCAAGACAGCAGCGCCACUAUUCAUUCCUGCCCAAAAGUCGGCGCAACAACAAACAAGUGCGUCUCAAACUUCUACCUUCAACAACCCUCUUUUGUAUGCUCUCACAGAUUCAUCGGAAGAGACAAAUGACUUUAUUAUGCCUAUUGUGAAAAUGGAACACGCGAACACGAAGCAACAGAGAAUUGCGCUCUCGGAAAGCGCGCUUAAUGACCGAUACAAUUUCGUUGACAGUCAAGGCAGCGUUAACUGGGGUUAUACUUUAUCCGACCAAUACCAAGAAGCGGUGGUGCAUCGCGAUGGCACCAUCGAGGGUAAAUACGGAUGGACCGCCCCUAACGGGCUAAACAUCAAAGUCGAGUACAUCGCUGAUAAAGGAGGGUACAGAAUCCACAGUUCGCAAAACAUCUAUCCAAAGGAUGACCCCGUAGUCGAAUCAGUGAAGCAGCAACAUCUAUUGGAAGUUCAACGAGCAGCCAACAGAGGAAUAGUCCAACCAAUAGCCCCAACUGGAUCCAUUGGCGGAGUAGGAGUGCCUUUAUCUCCAGCAGGCCCUGGAAUUGGCGGAUCAGGGACUGGUGGUUUCACAGUCGGACAUCCAGGAGCUGGGGUUGGCUUUGGAACCCAGCCUGGAAGGCCCUUACCAGGGAUUGAUGCACCUUUCGGUGGAGUUGCUUUAGGAGCCGGAGCAGGAGCGCCGUUAUCUCCAGCAGGCCCUGGAGCUGGUGGAUCCGGGACUGGUGGUUUCACAGUCUUCAUAGAUGAUGAGUUUACACAAGGUGUCGGACAGCCAGGAGCUGGGGUAGGGUUUGGAACCCAGCCUGGAAGGCCCUUGCCAGGGAUUGAUGCACCUUUCGGUGGAAUGCCUUCACCAGGGUUAGACUCGACAUCAGGCACAUCAUUUGGAACUACCGGACAAACCUCCGGAACUCCUCUGUUGCCUUCUGUAGACACUGACUUCAGAGCAGAGGCCGGAUUUGGAGCACCAGCUGGCCAAGAUUUUGGAGUUGGGUUACCUCCAGUAACAGGAGGUCAGGGCACAGCAUUUGGAACUGAUGCCGGAUUUGGAUUACCGGGUGGACAAGAACCAUCUUUCGGAACAGGUACUGGAUUGGGAGCUCCAGCCGGACAGGACUUUGGAGUUGGUUUGCCUCCAGUAACAGGUGAUCAGAGCACAGCAUUUGGAACUGAUACUGGAUUUGGAGCACCAGGUGGACAAGAAACAUCUUUCGGAACAGGUACUGGAUUGGGAGCUCCAGCCGGACAGGACUUUGGAGUUGGUUUACCUCCAGCAACAGGUCAGGGCAUGCCAUUUGGAACUGAUACUGGAUUUGGUGCACCAGGUGGACAAGUAACAUCUUUCGGAACAGGUACUGGAUUGGGAACUCCAGCCGGACAGGACUUUGGAGUUGGUUUACCUCCAGCAACAGGAGGUCAGGGCAUGCCAUUUGGAACUGAUCCUGGAUUUGGAGCUUCAGCAGGACAAGACACCACAUUUGGAGCAGGAACAGGUUUUGGAACACCGUCUGGACAGGGCUUUGGGGUUGGCUUACCGCCGGCAACUUCAUCAGUAUUGGGAAUUGAUUCGGGACUCGAAUCUUCACCAGGUACUGGAAGCGGAUCAGGAAGUAGUUUCGGUACUAGCAUCGGCACUGGAUCAACAGAUGCAGGCUUUGGCGCUGGGUCAAUCGACACUGGCUUCGGCACCGGUUCAACAGAUACAGGCUUUGGCACUGGUUCAACAGAUGCAGGCUUUGGCACUGGUUCAACCGACACUGGAUUCGGCACCAGUUCAAUAGAUACUGGAUUUGGUAGUAGCGGCUUUGGUACUGGUUCAACCGACACCAGUUUCGGCUCUGGCUUCACCGACACUAGUUUUGGAUCUGGCUCAACUGAUACGGGACUAGGUGGCAGUGGUUUUGGAACUGGAUCAACAGAUACUGGUUCUGGUACUAGCUCAACUGAUACAGGAUUUGGUGGUAGCGGCUUUGGAACUAGUUCAACCGAUACUGGUUUUGGAACUGGCUCAACUGAUACGGGAUUCGGUGGUAGCAGCUUCGGCACUGAUUCAACGGACACUGGAUUCGGCACCAGUUCAACAGAUACUGGAUUUGGUGGCAGCAGCUUCGGCACUGGUUCCACGGACACUGGUUUCGGAGCCAGUUCAACGGAUACUGGAUUUGGCGGCAGCAGCUUCGCCAGUUCAACGGAUACUGGAUUUGGCGGCAGCAGCUUCGGCACUGGUUCAACGGACACUGGUUUCGGAGCCAGUUCAACGGAUACUGGAUUUGGCGGCAGCAGCUUCGGCACUGAUUCAACGGACACUGAAUUCGGAACCAGUUCAACAGAUACUGGAUUCGGCAGCGGCAGCUUCGGCACUGAUUCAACGGACACUGGAUUCGGCACCAGUUCGACAGAUACUGGAUUCGGCACCAGUUCAACAGAUGCUGGAUUUGGCGGCGGCAGCUUCGGCACUGGUUCAACGGACACUGGUUUCGGAACCAGUUCAACGGAUACUGGAUUUGGAGGUAGCAGCUUCGGCACUGGUUCAACGGACACUGGAUUCGGCUCCAGUUCAACAGAUACUGGAUUUGGCGGUGGCAGCUUCGGCACUGGUUCAACGGACACUGGUUUCGGAACCAGUUCAACGGAUACAGGAUUUGGAGGUAGCAGCUUCGGCACCAGUUCAACAGACGCUGGAUUCGGCACCAGUUCAACAGAUACUGGAUUUGGCAGCAGCAGCUUCGGCACUGGUUCAACGGACACUGGUUCCGGAACCGGUUCAACGGAUACUGGAUUUGGUGGCAGCAGCUUCGGCACUGGUUCUACGGACACUGGAUUCGGCUCCAGUUCAACAGAUACUGGAUUUGGAGGCAGCAGCUUCGGCACUGGUUCAACGGACACUGGUUUCGGAACCAGUUCGACGGACACCGGAUUUGGCGACAGCAGCUUCGGCACUGGUUCUACGGACACUGGAUUCGGCUCCAGUUCAACAGAUACUGGAUUUGGAGGCAGCAGCUUCGGCACUGGUUCAGCGGGCACUGGAUUCGGAAGCAGUUCAACGGAUACUGGUUUUGGAGGUAGCAGCUUCGGCACUGAUUCUACUGACACUGGAUUCGGCAGUAGUUCAACAGAUACUGGAUUUGGAGGCAGCAGCUCCGGCACUGGUUCUACGGACACUGGAUUUGGCACCAGUUCAACAGAUACAGGAUUUGGAGGCAGCAGCUUCGGCACUGGUUCAACUGAUACUGGUUUCGGAACAAGUUCGACGGAUACCGGAUUUGGCGACAGCAGCUUCGGCACUGGUUCUACGGACCCUGGAUUUGGCACCAGUUCAACGGAUACUGGAUUUAGUGGCAGCAGCUUCGGCACUGGUUCAACAGACACUGGAUCCGAAACUAGUUCAACAGAUACUGGAUUUGGCGGCAGCAGCUUCGGCACUAGUUCCACGGACACUGGUUUCGGAACAAGUUCAACGGAUACUGGAUUUGGCGGCGGCAGCUUCGGCACUGAUUCAAGGGACACUGGAUUCGGAACCAGUUCAACAGAUACUGGAUUUGGCAGCAGCAACUUCGGCACUGGUGCAACUGACACUGGAUUUGGCGAUAGCAGCUUCGGCUCUGGUUCAACUGAUCCUGGAUUCGGUACUGGGUCUGCUGCUUCUGGUUUUGGCGAUAGCAGCUUCGGCUCAGGUUCAACCGAUACCGGAUUCGGUACAGGGUCUACAUCCUCUGGAUUCGGUGAUAGUAGUUUCGGCUCCGGUUCAACUGGUAGUGGAUCUGGAGACAGCACAUUCAAUGCCCAGUUCAACGAUACAGGAUUUGAUACCAGUUUUACAAAUACUGGGUUUGACGAUUUCGGUUUAGGCACUGGGUCUGGUGAUACAGCAUUCGGCACUGACACAGGUCUGAGCGGAGGUGUCAGCCUCAACACUAACACAGGAAGUUUAGAUACCAACUUUGGAGGUUUCAAUGAGGCCCCGGCAUCGUCUGGCCCUAGUGAUUCCUUUCGGAGCACAUCGGCUAACACAGGAGGAUUUGGUGGAAACGCUGGCGCCGGGGUUGGCGUUGCUUUGCCUAGCUUUGAUGGGACUAAUACGGCUACGAACGACUUUUUCUCCACAAGCGCCGGAUCAAGAGACAAUUUCUUCAACGGGAACGGAGGCGUCGGGGACUCUUUCUUCAACGGGAACACCGUAACAAAUGGUAACAACCUUCUAACGGGGCCCCCUGUUCCAUUCAGCGAUCUUAGCGCUUCUACCAACGACAAGAAGCCGUUUUUUGAGUUAGGCCCAUCCGGGACUGAAAUAACAGCUUCCUCGGGUGGGCCUCCCUCCCCCAAACCUCAAUUUUCCGGCAAUUUUGACCUUUCAACUCAAACCGCAACACCACAAGCUGGCGUCGGAACUUCUUCGAUUCAGACCGUUCCUGAAAUUUGCCUCCUUGCUAGUAAGACCGAUCCAGAAUUGCUACCUUCCGAGUGUAGAACUGCAAUCACUUCCGCGCCAUCUGACUUAAGCUUUGGAACUGAUACUGGCUUCAAAACUGAUACUGGAUUCGAAACUGGAGCUGGUACUGUAUUCGAAACUGAAACUGACACUGGAUUCGGAAUUGAAACUGACAUUGGAUCUGGAACUGGAACUGACACUGGAUUUGAAAUUGAAACUGACACUGGAUCUGGAACUGAAACUGUGUUCGGAACUGAUACUGGCCUCGAAACAGGGACUGGUCCUGUUUUCGUAUCAAAUACAGGAUUUGGAGGAGAGAGUGAAGUAACAAACAUCCCCGAAGAGUGUCGUUUCAUUGGCAAGCUGCACCCGACGCUCGUGUCGCGCGAGUGCCAACCUUACCUUCCGACAAGUCAGCUCACGGGGACACAACAUGCAACUAACCGCGAAAAUGUAGACCUUGGAGGCACGAAUACCAACGUGAACUUCGACGGAUCUGAUUCAGGUUUCCAAGCCACUGAUUCAGGAUUUGUUGGCUUUGAUGGGGCUGAUGCUGGCCCUGGUGGCUUCGAUGCUGGCUUGGCCGGUCUCGAUACUGGCUUUGGUGAUACCGAGACAUUAUUUGGAAGCAGCGAUGCUGGUGUUGGCGGUACAAAUUUAGGCAUUGCAGAAUCUGAUACAGACUUUACAGGCACAGGUUCCAGCUUUGGAUUCAAUGAUACAAGCUUUGGUGACACCGCUUUAGGCUUUGAUGGCUUUGAUCCAGGUUUUGGUGGCAACGACACAGGCUUUAGUGGAGCGCAUGAUAGUUUCAAUGAUUUCAGUGCAGUGCCAAACACAGAAGGUUCAGGAUUCGGAUUCGGUACAGGUUUUGACGAUUCAAACAGAUUAGGCACGAAUCUCUUAAAAUCAGCGAAACAUCUGCAAGGAAGCCGCAUCCCUGUAAGCCCCAUUCCCGUGAGGCUAGAUGGAACGCAGAAGGUCCCCAGCCUGCCCCUUCCUAGCGAAUUUAAAGGAACCGCCAGUUUACCAAACAGGCUAAACGGCCUCAAUGCCUUCACUUCAAGAACCCCUGUUCGUCCGAACCCCGUGCAAGUAGUUCAGAUGAAUGACUUCGAGAAACAAUCAGCAGGAGAACAAAGCAGAUCAUCACUACAAGCCACAACAUCGGUAGCGGAGAAUACAUUUGAACCAGAUCAGUUUCCGGAAAACCAGUCGCCACCAUCGUCACUGGUCGCACAGGAAAACCAGGGCCUUCAAGAAGAUGCUUCUUCAUCUGCAAAGAAAACUGAUGAAGAGCGCAACAUGAGACAGCUGAAGCUGCAGGAGCGCAACGACCGCCAGCAGAAAAGACUCAAGCAAUACCAGCAGUUCCUGAGGCUCGAGAGGGCAAUGCAACUUAAUAAGAGUCUUUCCAACAGCGAGGUUACCGCACCUGCAACAGGCAGCGUUUCCCCAGGACAUGCCCACCUGCAGCAGCAGUUAGCUAGACUCAAGGCCCAGAAAGAAGGAGUGGACCCUGAAGAAGUCCCUCCCCCCUCUCCGAACGCCAAAAGGCUAAGCGACACCAUGGAAAAAUUAGCCAAGUCAUCCAUACAGUCCAGGGGAGCCAUCCUUAGUGUCCUUAAGGCUUAAUGUGCCCUUAUUAGCCUUAAACCUUAGAUCCGACUUAGGUAGAUUUGAUUUAGGAUGCGUUAAGUCUGUGCCAUUCCAGUCAAAAAAUUAUCACGCUGGAUAAACGUUAUUAUUGGCUAAUUAUUUCAAAUGACGAAAAAAAUUUUUACUUAUAGAAUUCCCCCCUGAAUUAAUUGAAAAAUUAUGUUAAUAUAAUUUCCAAAAUUGUAUUCUUUAGCUAAUGUUCAAAAAAACCUUUUCAUUAUCUGAAUGCUGAUUGGCUGUUGGGUUUUAUUACUUGAACACUGAUUGGCUGUUGAUUAUAUAACUUGAAUGCUAAUUGGUUGUUUAUCAUCGUUGAUGUUGAAUAGAGAUAAGAAUGUGAUAUGCGUGUUGAUAGAGGGUGAGUUGUGUGUUCGUAGGAGAUUAAGACGAGACAUGCUAGUUGCGUAGUUAAGCUAGCCACCAGUGGAUUGCUACUAGUGACUUGACACUAGUGACUUGACACUAGUGACUUGACACUAGUGACGAACUACUAGUGACUUGACACUAGUGACUAACUACUGGUGACUGACUACUGGUGACUAACUACUAUUGACUUGACACUAGUGACUAACUACUAUAGUGACUGAACACCAGUCACUAGCUACUAGUGACUAGUUACUAGUGAUAUUUUGAGGCAAAUCAACUGUUCGUCUCCGUGUGCUGUAAAUCAACGCGUCAACUGGCAUCUUAAUUGGCGGUUAAUUGGGUGUGUAAGGUAACGCGUUAAUUGGCAGUUAAUUGGGUGUGUAAGGUAACGAGUUAAUUGGCAGUUAAUUGGAUGUGUAAGGUAACGAGUUAAUUGGCAGUUAAUUGGAUGUG
Hyalella azteca is the source of this 7780-nucleotide messenger RNA. Its product is annotated as ice nucleation protein-like. The transcript has 4 exons. The record is from RefSeq and is a predicted model, not a curated record. The coding region runs from base 50 to 6937 and encodes 2295 amino acids. Lineage: Eukaryota; Metazoa; Arthropoda; Malacostraca; Amphipoda; Hyalellidae.